UCUCCUGGUGGUGCUUUUGAGUUAUUGCAGCAGCUUUUUCCCGGAUCCCUUCCCCUCAGGGGACUUCAAAACGCAACAGGCCAAAAUUAUUUUGAUGAUGACUAUGAUUUUGAAGAUGAAGAUAAUGAUGAGUUAGAAAGACCUGUUAGGUGGGGUCUGAGGCGAUCUAGUCGUCUUGCUUCACGUGGUAACACGGCGACGCAUACGGGUCGUGGGUACACUCCUUACAGACAUAAUAUACGCGUUUCAAAUCCUCACAUGGAGGGAAUACGCCCCUCUGAUUCUCCAAUUUCUUUCGCAGCUGGAGCCUCUUCAAAGUGA
Molecule: messenger RNA, 321 nt
Organism: Protopolystoma xenopodis
Lineage: Eukaryota; Metazoa; Platyhelminthes; Monogenea; Polystomatidea; Polystomatidae
Source: the annotation of a GenBank genome assembly